Messenger RNA from Rotaria sp. Silwood2, 1422 nucleotides. Lineage: Eukaryota; Metazoa; Rotifera; Eurotatoria; Philodinida; Philodinidae. The record is from the annotation of a GenBank genome assembly.
AUGAACUUUUUAAAUAGCAAUGAUAUUAAUAUACUCGAUCUACCAGAUGAAAUAUUAUCUAUUAUUUUCAAUAAACUGAACACGAUCGAUAUAUUCUAUUCAUUGGUGGGUGUAAAUCAUCGAUUUGAUCUACUAACACUCGAUCCUCUCGUUAUUCAUCAUUUUGAUUUUGCAAUUGAAAAAUCUCAUGUUCAUAAUUCUUACAUUCUUGAUAAAGUUUGUUCGAAAAUUUUACCUCGCAUUAAUGAUAAAAUAACCAAACUUACUCUUGAUUCAUUUUCGACGCAACGUAUUCUAAGUGCUGUAAAAUAUCCCCAUCUACAUUCAUUUUCAUUGAUCAAUUAUCAAUCUUAUGUACUUCUACGACAUUUACAAGAUGGUGUGAUAUCUUUUCUAAAUAAUCAAAUUACAGAUCUUACCGUUGAUAUUUAUCAUGACAAGGGAGAAUUAUCUGAUGAGCUGGAAACAACUGUAUUUUUAGCAAUAUUAUUCUUCUGGAUUUUCUUUAUCUUUAACUUAACUAUAAAAGUAAAUCGUUUUGAUGAUUGUCUUUAUUUUCUUAAUGGAUGUUUUCAAUCUUUAUCAACGUUGAUAAUUCAUAUAAAGAAAAUUACUCGUUUAUCAUCGAAUAUUAAUAAUAAGGAAAAACUUUACAAAUUGAAAUGUUUCUCAUUAGUAGGAGAACAGUAUUCGUACUUCUAUGAUACAUUAAUUGUUCCAUUGUUUCGUCGAAUGUUAAAUCUUGAAGAAUUAUCAUUACAACUCUCAGUAAUGAGAGGUGAAAUAUCUUAUAUCGAUGGUAAUCAAUUAUAUGAACAAGUUCUUAAUGAUCUACCAUCGAAUGAUGAUAUUCGAAAUAGUUUUAUUAAACAAGGCUUUCAAUUAGUUGGUACACGUGUCACUAAAAUAUUUAGAAAUAAUGGAGGUGAUUGUCAUGUUUAUUCUCUUCGAUAUCCAUUUAGUGAUUUCUUAUUUCUCACUAAUUGUUUUCAAGGUGGUCAAUUCAAUAGAGUUCGAAUGUUAGUGAUGCGUGAUAGAUAUCCAUUUGAAUAUAUAUUAUUCAAAAUUAUUUCUGAAGAUUUUCCUUUUCUUGAAAACUUAAUCAUAUUAAAUUUAAAUGAACUAAAAAAUGAUCAACAUCAUUCGUCUACAUUGAUUACAUUUAAUUAUCUUUUCAAACUUAAUCUUACCAGUGCACACAAUGACUAUGCUACACUAUUUCUUUCUCACAGAAGUACAUGUUUACCUCGUUUAACGAAUCUCAAAAUUAGAUACAACACAUUAGCAACUAUGACAAAUAAUUUUACCAAUGAUGAAACACGUCUCAAUUGUGCUAAAAUAAAAUCUCUAUACGUGUCUGAUCUAACUGUUCGUUCACAAAAUUUUGAUUCAUACUUUCCCUCUCUCUGUAAUUUUUCUUAG